AACGUCACUCUCAAAAAAAUUGUUUAGAGGGCGCUGUACCGGCGGCAGAUCCAAGAAUCAAGAUGACGUCCCUUGUCACCGAUGUUCUGCUCGCAAACACGGAUCUGUUGGAAAAGGAAGACCUGGGGACGCGCAUCGGCAAAUUAUCAACUCACAUUGAUGAGAUCAAGGGUGAAAUCUACCACGCCGUACACAAGAAGUAUGCCAACUACAGACCCACCAGGGACUCCACCCAGGAGCUACACAACAAGGUGCAGACACUGUCCACUGAGAUGCAGACUCUCAGCAAUAAGAUCAAGGUCUUGACCCACAAGAUAACCAUUCCACCAGCACCUCUGACGUACCGGUGACUGGUGCUGCCAUAAGGAUCCUUAUCACUAUCGGACACAACAGCACUUCACCUCAGAGAUCUUCAAGAUUGAGAUCCAAAACCUCCCAAGACAUUUUGGAUUUGUGGUUAAACAACAUGGUGACUCCACUGUGGAACCAGCCGUAUGAGGACCAGCUAUCUACCAAACAGACCAACACCAGGGAGUUUCUGAGGAAUUUAUCCAAGAUGCUGCAAUGGAACAUUGGGGAGAUGUCUCCCUGUCUGAAGCAACAAAG
Molecule: messenger RNA, 606 nt
Organism: Patiria miniata (bat star)
Lineage: Eukaryota; Metazoa; Echinodermata; Asteroidea; Valvatida; Asterinidae
Product: centromere/kinetochore protein zw10 homolog
Exons: 4
Coding region: 63-350 (95 amino acids)
Biological process (GO): mitotic cell cycle
Cellular component (GO): chromosome, centromeric region; nucleus
Source: RefSeq, a predicted model, not a curated record